AAAAAGUUAACCGCAGCUUUAUAUUAAUCCAAUUUUAAGUUGUUUAAAGCCAAUUUAGAGUUCCCUGACGUCAUUAAAAUAAAUCACUUACUGGGUAAUAUCAACAAACCACGCAGUUGCCAAUAACGAGAGCGAAUAAUGAAACUAUUGUGCAAACAAGAUGUCUAUUGUUUUGAUAUAACGAACAAUUAUAUUGUGUCAGAUAUGUCUAAGUAAGCGAAAAUUGUAAAAGUGAACAAAACAUGAUAUUAUAUAUAAAUACUUGUAGCGAGAAUUGUUAGUUACUUAGACAAAAGUCUUUAAGACAUCUCAAUUUUAGUCAUCUUGUAAUCUUGUUUAAAUAAAGUUUUACUCUUUUUUAGAAAUAAACUUUAACUUUAAACGAAAAUAAUUGCGUUUACUGGUAUUACGUUUAGUAGAACCUAGGAUAAACUUAGCCGCCGGUAUGCGCGUACUAAUCACAGCGAUGACUGCCUAUGGCCAGACUCUUGUUAUUAAGUGUACUUAAUACUAUAACUAUCUAUGACUAUAACUCACUUAAUGCUCACUUAUUUAGAAGUCUACAAUUAAAGAAAGAUCGGAACUUGUGUUUCGCACUUUGACGUUUUAAACUUUUGAAUCAACGAUCAAAAUUCGCGCCAGCCGGAAUGGGCCGAAUGCUUCCGAGGAUUCCACAAUUUUUGGGAUAAUUAUUCCUGAGCAGACUAUUAUAAAGCAUUUUAAAAAAAUGCAUUUCUGUAAAAUUGAUAAUUUUUAAGUAUGAAUCAACCAUGGCAGUAUUUUGUUAUUUGUUGUCUUGCAUUUUUGUGUUACUCAGUUACAAUAAAUGGAAACUUUGUUUUUGAUGAUACAGAGGCUAUAGUUAAAAAUAAGGAUAUUUUGCCAACAACUUCUCUAAUAAAUAUGUUUAGAAAUGAUUUUUGGGGUAAUGACAUUAAGUUAAAUGCAAGCCAUAAGUCUUACAGACCACUAACAGUACUUACAUUUAGAUUAGAUUAUUUUCUAGGCUCAGGAUUGAAUUCAGUACAAUUUCAUGUAACAAAUACUCUUUUAUAUUGUAUUCUAUGUUGUCUCUCUCUACCUCUUUAUCAAGUCAUUUUAGAAAAAAAUUUAGAUGCACACUAUGCAUUUUUAUCUAGUAUUUUAUUUACUUUACAUCCUUUACAUACUGAAACAGUGGCAGGUCUAGUUGGAAGAGCAGAUAUUUUGUCUGCAAUUUUAUUUGUAUUUGGUCUUUUACUAUACAGUAAAGCUCUGAAACAAAAAUUUCUACUGUAUUUUUCACUUUCUAUAAUUGCUAUUGGAACUGCAGUGUUUUGUAAAGAAACAGCUAUCACUGGUUUUGGAGUUUGUGGUGUAUUUGAUUUUUUGACAAAGAAGCCAUUAAAAAAUAGGAAAUCUUUAAAAUUGUAUUGCUAUAGAAUAGGGUGUUUAAUUGGUUUCCUAAUUAUUAUAAUGUACUACAGAUUAAAAGUAAUGAAUUUUGAAAGACCAAUUUUUGCAAUUGGAGAUAAUCCCACAGCAUUUUCUAGCAACACAUGGACUAAAAUUUUAACCUUUAACUAUAUAUAUUUCUUAAAUUUUAUUUUGCUUCUGUGGCCCCAUUGGCUAUGCUUUGAUUGGUCAAUGGGCUGUAUUCCAUUAAUUGAAAAAUACUGUGAUGGUAGAAUAAUCUUGGUUAUUACAUUUUGGAUAUUCAUAAUUUAUUCCUGCUAUAAAUUAUUUUAUAAAGUAUAUUCUGAGAAGUUAAAGAAUAUCAAACAUAUACUUAUGGGAGUGUGUUUACUUAUUUUGCCAUUUUUACCUGCUUCAAACAUAUUUUUUAAAGUUGGUUUUGUUAUUGCCGAAAGGAUCUUAUUGUUACCUAGUUUAGGACAUUGUCUUUUAAUUAUUAUUGGCUUUUACAAAAUACAAAACCAUUUUAAGAGUAUAAGAAAACAGAUUCUAAUUUAUUUAUGGUUUCUAUACAUACUUUUCGCAAUUCGUACUUUUCAAAGAAACACAGAGUGGUUGAAUGAAGAAAAAUUAUUUACAUCAGCACUAAAUGUUUGUCCAUUAAAUGCUAAGGUACAUUAUAAUGUUGGUAAAAUAUUUGCUGAUAAAAACAACAGUAAACUAGCUAAAGAAAAAUAUAGAAAAGCAAUUGAAUUAAAUCCAUUUUAUGAGCAGGCUAUGAACAAUCUUGCAAAUCUGUUACGAGAAGAAAAUGAAUUUUUGGAAGCGGCAUCUUUAUUAAAAAAAGCUGUGGAAAUUAGGCCAAACUUUGCAGCAGCAUGGAUGAAUUUGGGAAUUGUUCUUAGUAAUUUAAAUGAAACAGUAGAAGCUGAAAACUGCUACUUAACUGCAAUUCGACAUAGAAAAAGGUAUCCUGAUUGUUACUACAAUUUAGGAAAUUUGUAUUUGGAUUUGAAUCGUUAUGAAGAAGCUCUUAAAUCGUGGGAAAUGGCUGUGUCUUUCAAGCCAACACAUAAAGCAGCGUGGAGCAAUAUGCUUGUUCUUUUGAACACUUUGGAAAGAUUCGAUGAAGCCAUAAAGUAUAGUACUAUCGCUCUAAUACAUAAUCCGAACGUAGCAUCUUUAUAUUUCAAUACAGCCAAUACAUUAGGAAAAUUAAAGAAGUUUAAUGAAGCUAAAGCUCAUUUUUUAAAAGCUAUUGAGUUAGAUCCAAAUAAUGCCCUUUAUUACUCUAAUUUGGGAGUAUUAUAUCAUCAAUGGAAUAGAUUGUUGGAUGCAGAAAAAAUGUAUAAAAAGGCGUUGGAACUUAAUUCUAAAAUGGAAGGCACUGCCGUUAAUUUGAAAAAAUUAAGAAUGAAAAUGAACAUUCUGAACGAAAAUUAGUGUUAAUAAUUUGUUAAAUCGACAAUAAACAUUAGAAAAUAAAUAAAAACACGAAUAUGAAGCUUU
Messenger RNA from Agrilus planipennis (emerald ash borer), 2904 nucleotides. It is a transcript of the gene Tmtc4, whose product is annotated as transmembrane and TPR repeat-containing protein 4. The coding region runs from base 760 to 2838 and encodes 692 amino acids. Gene Ontology annotation, molecular function: protein binding; mannosyltransferase activity. Lineage: Eukaryota; Metazoa; Arthropoda; Insecta; Coleoptera; Buprestidae. Gene Ontology annotation, cellular component: endoplasmic reticulum. Gene Ontology annotation, biological process: endoplasmic reticulum unfolded protein response; protein O-linked glycosylation via mannose. The transcript has 10 exons. The record is from RefSeq and is a predicted model, not a curated record.